Messenger RNA from Amoebophrya sp. A120, 1359 nucleotides. NCBI's taxonomy places the organism in Eukaryota, Dinophyceae, Syndiniales, Amoebophryaceae. The record is from the annotation of a GenBank genome assembly.
UUUUGGUACGCGAGGACGACCGCCGCCGCGACGGGCGCAUCAUCCAGCGAAAUAAAUCAAAAUGCGGCCUCCAAGAUGAACAUGACUUACACAAGAACGGACACUGGUGCGACCGAUUGCGCGCGCGCGUCCGUCCAAGAGGACCUGGACUUGGCCCUGUCCUCGCCCGAGCGGGUCUUCUCGGACGCCCAGCUUUGGGCCAGCAACGAGGUGCUAGAAAAACACGUGCGGGAAACGCGCAUUGAGACGGAGCUGGAUCUGGAGGAUCCGCGCGUCGUCGCGAAGCUAAUUCGCGAACAGCACGCGCGGCCGCUGCUGGACAAAGGAGCAGCCGCGAAUUCGACGAGCUUCGGCGAGGACAAGCUGGACGGCGCGCAUGCGAAGCACAUCAAGGAGCGCAUCGACUUUCUGGCGCUGUUUCGGAGGAAACUGGUGCGUGAAGUGGCGCCGCUUCUUGAAAACGAAAGGCAGCAGCAGGAGCGAUUUGGUACAACGAGUUCUACUUCGGGCAGAACGGGGGCUCCGCAAGACGAUAGUAGCGUGUUUGAGGAUCCUGCAAUGCUGGCGGCAUUUCGAAAGCGCCUGCAGCUUGAUGACACUGUUGUUGAGAAAGGUGGCGCGCCCUCCGAGCUAGCGGAGUUGGGACAGCAGCAAAGUCCGAUUCGGUGCGCCUCCAGCUGGCUUCUGUGCGGGUUAAAGGGGCUCUUGGGCCGCAUCGGCCGGGAGGUCGGAGCUGCUCAUAUCGCGACGCGCAAGGAUCGCGACGCGCCAGCGCACAAACUGAAGGUUUGGAAGCGGCUGCGGCCGUGGUUGGAGGCUCUGAUCCAGUGGAUGCGCACUCCGGGAAAAGGGCGCGAACUUCUGGCGAACGAUUGCUUUUGGAAUCUAUUUUUCAAUUUCGACAGCGUGGGCCACUUGAUUCAGUUGGCGGGCGGCAAAGAGGCGUACACGUCGGUUCCCUUGGUUCCAAACUCGGCGGACACUCACAAAACUUCAGAGACGAAAAUAGGCGGCGCCUCUCACACCGACGGCACAACUACGAGCACAGAAGGCAAUAAGAAUAAUGUGAAGGGCAGCGCUGCCGAUAGGACGGUAGCGGAUUCCGUUCUCGCCCCUCAGCGAGAUGACGGACCCACAACAGUACCAACCAAAACAGGACAAGCACCAGCGGGCAUCAAGGUGUACGUCUAUGAUUACACAACCAACACGUCCCCAACGACAGCGAAUACUAGUAGCGCAGCAGUGUCCUCCCCGCUGUCCGACCUCGUGAGCUCGAACUUCGUGAUUGCGCAGGAGAACGGCUUUUGGACAGCGGACGUGUACAUGCACCGGUUUUUCCAGAAUUCCGAUAUUUUUUGA